AUUAUGCUUUCUUUCUAUAUUUUGUAACACACACAUACAUACACACACACACACACACACACACGCGCACAUCCCUCUUAUAUAAUUUCUCAUCUUAAUUUGAUCUUAAGAUUAUAAACUAAGAUGGGACAUUAUUCUAGUACUAACUCUUUGGCAAUGAAGGCACUUGCAAUUAUGCUUUUUGCUUCAGUGUUGGCAGGGUCAUGUUUGGCCAACAGGGAUAGGAGAUUUGGGUUUAACUACACAGAUUGGCGUCUCAAGCAUCGUGGGUGGUGGUAUCGUCAUCACCACCCAAACAAGACACAAGAAGUACUUCCUAGCAAGAUUCUUGUGGGUGGCUCCGAAAACUGGCGCUUCAACUUCAGCUACACAGACUGGGCUUUCAAGCACGGCCCUUUUUACCUCAAUGACACUCUUGUUUUCAAGUACGACCCACCAGCUGAUAGCAACUCGCAUCCGCAUAAUGUAUACUUGCUGCCUGACCUUAAGAGCUACGUAAACUGCAAUUUGAGCAACGCCAAGCAGAUCGCCAACGAGACGCAAGGUUCCGGAGAGGGUUUCGAGUUCGUGUUGGACAAGUGGCAGCCUUACUACUUUGCUUGUGGCGCAAGCAAUGGCUUCCAUUGCAGUGUCGGACGCAUGAAGUUCUAUGUCAUGCCUAUGCUUCGUGCCUGGCGUACAUAACCAAUAGGGAACCAAAUACUAAGAAGCAAUAUGAAUACGAGUGCUUUCUAUCAGUUAGUUAGUUAAUAAGAAAAUGAUCAGAAUACUACUGAUUGUUUUCAUGACUUCCCCUGCUUUUUAUUUCAAAGUCUAAUAGGUCGUUUUGUUUCAAUCAGUUCUUUUUUUUUUUUUUUUUCAAGCAUAAAUAAUCAGUAAUUAAAAGUUUGUGUAGUUUAGAUGGUGACUUAUA
Molecule: messenger RNA, 913 nt
Organism: Morus notabilis
Lineage: Eukaryota; Viridiplantae; Streptophyta; Magnoliopsida; Rosales; Moraceae
Exons: 2
Coding region: 124-684 (186 amino acids)
Molecular function (GO): electron transfer activity
Source: RefSeq, a predicted model, not a curated record